Molecule: messenger RNA, 393 nt
Organism: Mitosporidium daphniae
Lineage: Eukaryota; Fungi; Microsporidia
Exons: 2
Coding region: 1-393 (130 amino acids)
Source: RefSeq, a predicted model, not a curated record
AUGAGUGAGGCAAUUAAGAUCAAGGCAUACUUAACAAAGUAUUUCAUAUCAUCACUCUUGGGUGAUCCUCCAAAGUCGAUGUGUUCUUUGGCGAAGGAACAAAGAGCUUCCUCGCUGGUUAUCAGGAAAUCUCUUCUUUCAGCGUACUAUUCAAAGAACCUUGCAAUUUCUCAAGAAGACGGCUCUUACAUUCCUUACAGACCCCACGAUUUGCAAGCAAGCAAUGACAGCCCUUUGUUUAUCCAUCCAGAGAGUGUCCUGUUUCAUCGGGGACCCAAGAUGAUCUGUUUUCACGAGAUCGUCGAAACAACAAAGCCCUUUAUGCGUGGAGUUUGUGUGGUCGAACCAGAGUGGCUUCCUGCGGUCGCUCCUCACCGGUUUACUGAGCUAUAA